Molecule: messenger RNA, 354 nt
Organism: Cantharellus anzutake
Lineage: Eukaryota; Fungi; Basidiomycota; Agaricomycetes; Cantharellales; Hydnaceae
Exons: 2
Source: RefSeq, a predicted model, not a curated record
AUGGAGCAUCAUCGUGGGGGAGGCCGUCAGUCUUACAUCUUUGGGUGGAGUGUUCACAAUACUAGGAUUGAGAGGAUAUGGCAUGACUGGACAACACAGGCUGGGUCUUGGUGGGCUGAAUUAUUUUCAAUUUUAGAAGAGCGUGGAGGAUUAGAUGUCGACCAACCAAACCACCUUUGGCUUCUCCACAAGCUCUUUCUCAAUGCCCUAAAUGCACACAUUGGACAGUUUGUCCAGUCAUGGAACCAUCAUAUCAUUUCUAUUCGUGGAGAGCGGGGUCGAAGUCCCAUUGAUAUGUUUGGGUUUGACAUGCUAGUGCAUGGUAUCCGAGGUAACAUGGUAUGGGAAGAGGAU